AUGUCGGAUGCGGACGAGUACCGUUGCUUCGUUGGAAGUCUUUCGUGGUCUACUACUGAAGCAGAUCUGAAGGACGCAUUUAGGAAAUUCGGCCAUCUUACUGAGGCAAAGGUGGUUCUUGAUAAGUUUUCUGGUCGAUCACGUGGAUUUGGUUUCGUGACUUUUGAUGACAAGAAGUCUAUGGAAGAAGCAAUUGAGGCAAUGAACGGAAUGGAUCUGGAUGGAAGGAACAUCGCUGUUGAAAGAGCUCAGGCUCAGAGUUCAGGCAGCAGGGACCGUGAUGGAGAUCGAGAUUAUAGUCGUGGUGGUGGUGAUCGUGACCGCUACCGUGGUGACUAUAGCCGCAGUCGGGACCAUGGUCGUGAUUUCGGUGGAGGCCGUGGCGGCGGAGGUGGUGAUUGCUUCAAAUGUGGCAAGCCUGGACAUUUUGCAAGGGAAUGCCCUUCUGAUGAUGGUGGCAGGGGGGAUAGGUAUGGUAGCAGGGAUGACAAGUAUGGUGGCAGUAAUGGUAGUAGCCGCUAUGGGCCUGAUCGUGGUGGUGAUCGCUAUUCUGGAAGCCGUGAUGGAGGAAGCCGCAAUGGUGGAGGCAGUGACCGAUACAACCGUGACAAGUCUGGUCCUUAUGAACGCCCCAGCCGAGGUGGAUACAGAUCUUGA
Miscanthus lutarioriparius is the source of this 657-nucleotide messenger RNA. Lineage: Eukaryota; Viridiplantae; Streptophyta; Magnoliopsida; Poales; Poaceae. The record is from the annotation of a GenBank genome assembly.